This is a messenger RNA of Hermetia illucens (black soldier fly), 1533 nucleotides long. RefSeq names its product opsin Rh1-like. NCBI's taxonomy places the organism in Eukaryota, Metazoa, Arthropoda, Insecta, Diptera, Stratiomyidae. Bases 209 to 1327 code for a protein of 372 amino acids. Gene Ontology annotation, biological process: phototransduction; G protein-coupled receptor signaling pathway; visual perception. Gene Ontology annotation, molecular function: G protein-coupled receptor activity. The record is from RefSeq and is a predicted model, not a curated record. Gene Ontology annotation, cellular component: membrane. The transcript has 5 exons.
ACAUUUGAACUGGUUCACAGGUGCCAUUGUUCGAACGAACCCUAUAUAGUAGUAAGUGCUAUGCUCGAGACAGUUUAAAAUAUAAAAAUAAAACCUUAAAAAAUAAUUUAAAAAUAUUAAUAAAACCGCGAGAGGAUUACAUGUAAUACUUUGAAUGCUAAACGUUAUUGACUGUGCUAACUUAAAAAUAAAUAUAUAAUUGUGAACAAUGGCAAGCUUCGCAAUGGACCCUGCUUCAGGACCCCGGUUCGCAGCCCUAGGAGGAAACUCGUCCGUGGUUGACAAGGUCACCCCGGACAUGAUUCACCUAGUCGACCCCUACUGGUACCAAUGGCCACCCAUGGACCCAAUGUGGAAUAUGAUUUUCGGAUUGCUUCUCACGAUCAUUGGAAUCAUCGCUGUGAUUGGCAAUGGCGUAGUACUCUAUAUUUUCUCUACAACAAAAUCACUCAGGACGCCGGCCAAUCUCCUGGUCAUGAACUUAGCCUUCUGCGAUAUGUGCAUCAUGUUGACCAAUAAUCCAAUGAUGAUAAUCAAUUUAUUCUAUGAAACGUGGGUUUUAGGGCCGAUGAUGUGUGACGUCUACGCACUGUGCGGGUCAAUAUUUGGAGCCGGUUCAAUUUGGUCAAUGAGCAUGAUUGCAUUGGAUAGAUACAAUGUAAUCGUGAAGGGUAUCAAUGGACGACCAAUGACAAUAAAACUGGCUUUACUGAAAAUUUUGUUCAUCUGGUGCAUUGGUGCUUUCUGGACGAUAAUGCCAAUGAUCGGCUGGAACAGAUACAUCCCGGAAGGAAACAUGACUGCCUGCGGAAUCGACUACCUCGGAAGGGACUGGAGCACUAGGCUAUACGUAAUCUGCUACCCAUUGUGCGUAUACUACACUCCUCUGUUCCUCAUUUGCUAUUCCUACUGGUUCAUCCUUCAGGCUGUAUCUGCGCACGAAAAAGCCAUGCGAGAACAAGCCAAGAAAAUGAAUGUUAAAUCCCUCCGAUCAUCUGAAGAUGCAGAGAAGAGUGCUGAAGCCAAAUUAGCUAAAGUUGCCUUAACUACCAUCUCGCUGUGGUUCUUCGCCUGGACACCAUACCUAAUCAUCAACUAUUGUGGCUUAUUCAAAUACUCGAAAAUAUCUCCACUGACCACCAUCUUGGGUGGAAUUUUCGCAAAAACGAGUGCAGUAUACAAUCCAAUUGUAUACGGUAUCAGCCACCCGAAAUAUCGGCUUGCACUGAAGGAGAAGUGUCCUUGCUGCGUAUUCGGAAAAGUUGAAAAAGACCAACCAGCUGACAAUCAAUCACAAGCUACAGCCGCUGAAGCUGAGAAGGCUUAAAUCUUUUGUUUUAAUGUAUUAACACUAAAUAAAGCACUAUUAGGAGUAACAACAGCAAAAUGAAUAAUUUUUACUAAAAAAUGUGAGACAUUUUGUUUGAAAUGUGUUAAUAUUUUUUAAUUAUUUGAAAAAAGAAUGUAAAAAAAUCGCAAUGUCUAUGAUAAAAGACAACAAAUAUAAAAAAAUAAAAAAAAAUCAGCAUGAUG